Molecule: messenger RNA, 2903 nt
Organism: Malus domestica (apple)
Lineage: Eukaryota; Viridiplantae; Streptophyta; Magnoliopsida; Rosales; Rosaceae
Source: RefSeq, a predicted model, not a curated record
UAGUCCGAAUAGCACCUCACUCAGUCAAGCGCAGGAAACGGCACAGACCCCAAGACACUCCCAGCUGCGACGCCGUUAGCAACUCUCCGACCGCUCUCCGAUGGCUUCCCCGCCGCCGUCUUGGUUCGCGGGAACAAGUAAGAUUAAUGAAGCAGAUCAAUCAGAUCCUCAACAACCAAUUCAUUUUGAUCCUACACAACCCAUAUUAUUAGAACCAACACCUCUGAGAAGUGAGCCUUAUAUUCCGCCUACAAUGGAUUUAUCAGAAAAUAUAGAUUUUGAAGAACAAAUGGAGCAAGUUAUGAUAGUUCUUCCAACUCACUCAACAAUAGAAGAGAAGAAUAAGAUUUUGGAAACCAACGAGUCAGCGAUUAUUUUGACUGGAGCGGCUGCUGCAUUGGCACAAGGGGGACCUACAGUAGGAUCAGUUGAUAUUGGCGAGAAUGAAGACUCAUACUUAUUCCGUGUCUCUAUACCAGGGGCUUUGAAGGAAGACAAAUUUAGAUGUGAUGUUGAUCCCGAUGGGAAAGUAUUCGUACAAGGAGUAACUACGACAGGAGGGAAAAUAGUAUGCAGGGAUUUCCAUGUCUUUAAGAUGAAGACGCAAAAUCUGUGCCCACCAGGUCACUUCUCUGUCUCGAUCCAGCUUCCUGGUCCAGUUGAAAGCGAGCAAAAAAUUGUGUCUCUAGAUAAUGAUGGGAUUUUGGAGGGCAUUGUGAAGAAAAAAUUACCUUAAAAUAUUUGCUUCGAGGAGCUUGUAUGUUUUCGAUUGAUGAAGAGGUCUGAGUUGAAUGGAGAAGACUCCAUAUUUUAGGACUUAAGAUGUCGACAAUAAAUAAUUGCCUCUGUUUUGCGGAGGAUGAAGCCUGGCAUACAAGCUAGAGGUGAUAUACAGUACGCUUGCUCGAGCCCAAGUAAUAGUGAACUGGGGCUUUGCUAAGCUGUUUGUAUGCACUCAUUGUAAGACUGGAAGCUGUGUUCAUGGGUGGACUAUGUUUUAUUUCCGUUGAAAGUUCUCUCUACCAAGGCCAGUUCAUGGUGAAACAGCUGGUAGUUAUCUUGAAACUUACAAGAUACUUAGCUCUGUUAUUUUGUGGAAAUGGUCUUUUAUGGAUUUAUCUUUUUAUAAAAAGUAUUUUUGCAAAAAAUUAUAUUUCGUUUGAGUUUACUGAAAGUGCUUUUUGAUGAAAUUGCUUUUGGAACCAAUUCGUAGUAAAAUGCAAGUGAAUCUUGGAAAAGAACUUGAAGUUCUUCCUGCAAGAAGCACAUAACUGGUACUUCUUCCAAAAUGCAUUUUAAGUGCUUGGAACUCAAAAACACUUUCUACAAAAACACUUUUAGUCAUUUUAAAGUACUUCAAAUUGAGUGUGUAUGUUUUGGGUGGGUGGGUGUGGUUGACCGUAAGGGGCUGACAUUGGUAGUGGUGUUUAGGUUGUGAUUGACAGCUUGCUGAUCAAAGCACCAAAUUGCAGGUUUGAACUUUGAAACCCAAAUUCAGAACGUUCAUAAGUUUGUUUUCUUUUCUUUACCAUUCUCUUGGAUAUCUAAAUGAGUGGGCAAGUGUUUCGGUUGUAUUGACCCAAAGCUUUUUUAAAACUUUCCUCAUGCAUUUAUGUUCUGUUAUCCAACCUUAGCGUCUUCUCUAAUUUGGGGGUUCAUUACGAAUUCAAAUUUUUUAGAUUCUCUAAUGAGAAUUUGUGGCAUCUCGUACUGAGAAUCUUUCUUUCACGACUGUACUUCCCCUGAACUGCUACUGAUUUUUAUUUCGGUAUCCCUUAUUCAUGUUUAUUAUGUUGCGGACUAUAGAGAUGUCCACAGCUGUUAUGGGGGAAUGUAGGCUUUAUGGCCAGUUAGGGAAUCAAGGUUGCUUUAGUUUAGUUGGUGUAUAUUCAGGUCCUCAGCUUUUUGAAUUGUUAGCAAAAAGCCGGGAUGAAACUAUUCAAAGACAUUAGUGAGUGCUAGCUAGGACCAACAUUUGCAUCUUUUACUGUUCCCUCCGUUCAUUUAUACAUAUGCUUCUGCAUAUACAGUAGACUGAAGUGUCUUACUCCCUGAUAUUAACUCUUCAUGUUGUCUUGAAUUACUUAUGUGAACUUUAAUGAAUGCCUGUAUUUGAAUUGCUAAUAGUUUCUUUUUGGGAGCAGGUGUUUUCAUUUACUUGUAUAGCUUUGUAGUUUUGUGUGACAUGAAUUCUAUUACACAUGUUUGGUAUUUGACUCUACAAGUUCAUGCAUAAUUUUUCAUUUUUGGAGGUUACUGUGCUAAAUUUCUGCCAGCAUGUUAUUGGUUUGCCUUACGCAAUAUAAACUGACGCAUAAACUUUUCGAUAUUCACAGUUAAUGGCUGAAGCAAUUUUGGCAUCAUAAAGUUUUCUUACCAUCUGGAACCGCAUUAUCUGUAGAGUCAUGAUCUCCAUAGAAGGUGCAGCCCCAGGCGGCGAAGAUGAUGAGGAUGAAGGACAUCUGAAAGCAUGAUGGAUUACAACAAAAAUUUUGGACAUCUCAAUACGCAGAUGUUUGAAAGUCGAAUCGUUGAUAGAUUACCAGAAUAUUUCUGAACCUCUCAAAAUGCAGCCGUUCAAGAGAUCUCCCCAUAUAUCAACAUUGGGUUGGAUCGGCAUCUCUUCCAGCAGUCUCAUCGCCUCAUCAAAGCAGCCUGCUCGACUUAGAAGAUCUGUCUCUUACCCUCCUCCACAAGACCGAUACUACAUGCCGAUAAAACCACAAUGUAAGUUAUCUGGUCUGGAUAACACCCAGCCCAUAUAUUUGUUUCAGUUCACCUACGGUUCUGCAUUUUUCCACGAGUGAGAAUCGUUUUCUGGUGUUGCUUCAUGAAUCAUGAGCAUUUUGAUUCAAAUGGAAGAACUUGAUGGGCAAAUCAAAAGAUUAUCUUUAAACUCCGAA